AGAAUGGCUGCUCCAGAUCUACAGAAGGAGAGGGUGAAGCGAAUGUUUAGCUGGACGACAGUGGGAGAGGCCACGCCUCCGUCGCCGAUGGGCGACGAGAAGGAGUCCAAAAUUAGCCAGAUACAGUUCUCACUCACGCCUUUCGAUAAACAAGACAGCACGACAUGGCAGAAGAGACAGCAGGCGGUGUGCGUGAGACACGCAUUCAAGCACUUCGGCUCCAAGAAGAGGCCAAACCACGUGCUGAGCAAUUUGAACAUGACCGUUGCCAAAGGGACUAUAUACGGCCUGCUAGGUGCAUCGGGAUGCGGCAAGACUACAUUACUUUCCUGCAUCGUCGGCCGACGGCAUCUCAACGCGGGAGAGAUAUGGGUGCUGGGGGGUAAACCUGGCACUAAAGGUUCAGGCGUGCCCGGAAAACGCGUAGGCUACAUGCCUCAGGAAAUCGCUCUCUACGGCGAGUUCACUAUCAAAGAAACGAUGAUGUACUUCGGUUGGAUCUUCGGCAUGGAGACCAAGGAGAUCAUCGACCGCCUGCGGUUCCUGCUGGACUUCCUCGACCUGCCCAGUGAGAAUCGGAUGGUGAAAAAUCUCAGCGGCGGUCAACAACGACGCGUAUCAUUCGCAGUAGCUUUAAUGCACGACCCGGAGCUUCUAAUCCUGGACGAACCAACGGUGGGCGUGGACCCGCUAUUGCGCCAGUCCAUCUGGACGCAUCUAGUGAGGAUCACCAGUUCGGGAGACAAGACUGUCAUAAUCACCACGCAUUAUAUUGAAGAAGCUCGACAAGCGCACAGUAUCGGUCUAAUGCGCAGCGGGCGUCUCCUAGCCGAAGAAUCUCCCCAAGCCCUUCUCACAAUGUACAACUGCAUUUCUCUCGAGGACGUCUUCCUGAAGCUCUCCAGGAAACAAGGGCAAUCUAAUGGUCAAGCAAAUCAAGUAGUAGAACUAAACGUGACUGGAGGAGCGCUCGGACUGAAUAAGAUGUCGAAGCGCGAGGAGGCGCCGUACGCGGCCGAGGACGCCCAAGUCGUCGGCCUGAACUUCCACCAAAGCAAGGAGGUGCUCAUUGUGGACCAUAACGGCGCUGGCAGUAAUGGAGACCUCCCUGGAAAGGUGACCGGUGCAGUAACUAGCGAAUGUGAGGACUGUGGAGACUGCUUCAAUCUGACAUCCCGAGGCAAGAUAAAGGCAUUGAUCCAGAAGAAUUUCCUCCGAAUGUGGCGUAACAUCGGCGUUAUGCUCUUCAUCUUCGUGCUGCCUGUAAUGCAAGUCAUUCUUUUCUGUAUGGCCAUUGGCAGGGAUCCCGUUGGACUUAAAUUAGCAAUCGUUAACAACGACGUAACCAUCCUCGACGGCUACUGUCCCUACAAUCAGUCCUGUUCAAUGAAGAAUCUCUCCUGUCGAUAUCUUGACCAUCUCAGGAAUAAUUCCAUAAUCAAAGAAUACUAUGCCGAUUUGACAUCAGCACUUAACGCUGUCAAAGAGGGAGAUGCUUGGGGAGCCCUGUAUUUUAAUGAGAAUUAUACGGACUCUCUUUUUGCGAGAUUGGCUUUAGCGGACACAGCCGACGAUGAAACCAUUGAAUCUUCAGAAGUGCAAGUGUGGCUCGAUAUGUCCAAUCAGCAAAUCGGUCUUAUGUUGAACAGAGAUAUAUCGUUUUCAUACAGGGACUUCGCGCAGGACUUACUGAAAAGUUGCGACUACAACCCGAAGAUCGGCGACAUACCCAUCGACUUCAUGGAGCCCAUCUACGGCGACACCAACCCCUCGUUCACGGACUUCGUCGCUCCCGGCGUGAUCCUGACGAUCGUGUUCUUCCUGGCCGUGGCGCUGACGUCGUCGGCGCUGAUCGUGGAACGCACGGAGGGGCUGCUGGACCGGUCGUGGGUGGCCGGCGUGUCGCCCGGCGAGAUCCUGUUCUCGCACGUCGUCACGCAGUUCGUGGUCAUGUGCGGCCAGACGGCGCUGGUGCUCGUCUUCAUGAUCCUCGUGUUCGGCGUCAAGUGCAACGGGAACGUGGUCUUCGUCAUCAUGCUCACGCUCAUGCAGGGGCUGUGCGGCAUGUGCUUCGGCUUCGUGAUCUCGGCCGCCUGCGAGCUGGAGCGCAACGCCAUCCAGCUGGCGCUGGGCUCGUUCUACCCCACGCUGCUGCUCAGCGGCGUCAUCUGGCCCAUCGAGGGCAUGCCCUGGGUGCUGCGCUACGUGUCGCUGUGCCUGCCGCUCACGCUGGCCACCACCUCGCUGCGGUCCAUCCUCACCCGGGGCUGGCCGAUCACGGACCCCGAGGUCUACAUGGGCUUCGUGUCCACCGUCAUCUGGAUCGCGCUGUUCCUGGUCGUCACGAUAACGAUUUUAAGAUUCAAACGAGGUUAACGCGUCGUCCCGUUUGGAAUCUCUCGCUCAAUCGACUUGUAGUCAAAAUUCUGUAAGGUGACGGUGCCGACGAUCGGAGGGUAGCUGUAUAUUUGAUGGUACUUUUCUAAACUGGCGACGUCUUUCGAAUAACCUUUUCCUUCCAAAAGUAGUUUCGCUAAUGAUCACGUUUCUUUCCGGAGUUGCUCGGGUUCAAAUUGUAAGCGAACUUUUUUAAGUUUCGAACUCGGAACGCAGUUACCCUCGCCGAAUGUAGAUUAUUCUAGAAACCUGUUUUUAAUACCUGCCGUUUUCUGGGCAGAACCGGUUGUUUAGAUUAGAAUAGUAAAAUUACUGAUAUUGAUAAGACUUCUUUAUGUCAUAAUGUUAUUUAAAUUUACACAAAGUCUUAUUUUCAUCAGUAAAUUCAAAAUAUAGGUGAAAUUACGUAAACGAUACUUACUUUAGUUAUGUGCACAUCGAUUCUUUUUAUUGCUCAAUCCAGAUUAAAGUAUAUUCUAAGUACUUAAAGAUGAAUGACUGUAGUCGAAAGUAUAUAAAUAGUAGUAUUUAUAUAAAGUACAUAAUGUACUUAUUAAUUAAGGUAUGGGGAGUGUUAGCAACUAUGAUUGGUCCAGCGCUUUUACGGUGUUUUUUCUCUGGUAGAGGAAUUUUUAAAUGUAAGGCUUUUUGAGAUACCUGAUUAAAAGAGUUACCAUAGAGUAAGAUGGUGCCAUAGACAACAAAUAUUAAGUCCUUUUUUUUCAAAUUUUGUACGUUUCUGUUUGUUUAUUGAUCAAAUCUGACAUUUUAAAGGCACCAAUUUUUUCUGUGACAAAUCACAAACUUGCGCCAUCUUGAAUUUUUUUUUAUAUAAGGGUGGACAAUAUUGUAGUUUUUAACAAAAAUCUAUAUUUAAAAAUCGAACAAUAUUACUUUAUAAUCGAUGGGUUUUUAAAACUAUUUUUUGACAGAAGUAGGUUUUAGACCAAUUAGGAAUGUACAGUAAGUUAGGUCAUGUAUUUUGGAAACUAGUUAUUUAGGACUCGUGGACAACGUUAGACUUAAGUUUGUAAUAAUAAUGGCGUAUAAAACUUUAGAUUUUCCUUGAAAUCGGCCAUGUUGAGGUUAUCGCCGACUUUAAGAAUACAUCUAGUGUUUUACCACUUAUAUAUAUAGUUGUAUAGAAUAGAAGUGUCG
Molecule: messenger RNA, 3555 nt
Organism: Hyposmocoma kahamanoa
Lineage: Eukaryota; Metazoa; Arthropoda; Insecta; Lepidoptera; Cosmopterigidae
Gene: snu
Product: ABC transporter G family member 23
Exons: 15
Coding region: 4-2376 (790 amino acids)
Cellular component (GO): membrane
Molecular function (GO): ATP binding; ABC-type transporter activity; ATP hydrolysis activity
Source: RefSeq, a predicted model, not a curated record